GAGUAAUAGUUUCCAUGGUCAUAACUGAACUCUGCCUCCUCUGGCUGCCCCCACCCCUCUCGUCGCUCAGAGGGGGCUGUGUGGCUGUGCCUUCAGUCAGUGGAUGCUUGAACAGUUUGGAUAUCGUCGCAGGAAGGAGUCAGCAGCAUGCUGGAGAUCCAGAUGUGGUCUCUUCUCCUGGUUCUCUGUGCUGGGAGUUCGCAGGCCUGGUUCUUCAAUUUGAAUCCAGAUCCUACAACAGAAGUGCCAGCAGCGACAACCCAAGAAGAUGCUACAACGGUCGUAGACGAGACGGCAGGAGAAGCGAAGGAUGGAGACAACUUGUCCAAUCUGGGAGAGGAGAUCCUCAGUGUGGCCACGGGGAUCCGCAAGUUUGUGGAGGACUGGAGCGCUACUACGACCGCCUGGACUGCUAGUGAAGGCCCGACUCCGAAAGUGGAGGGCGCUCACCCAAACAUGACGGAUCAAUCAGGCAGGUUAAGAGGGGAGAGGCUGGGGGAGGGGGAGGGGUCCCGUCUGGUUUCUAGAAUUAACAGGACUUCAGUAUCACCUUGUCUCCCCGUCCCAUCCCAUUGGUCCAUUUGCAAAUGGCCAAACUCCUUCUCGCUGCCUAAUUUCUUCAACCACACAUCUGUGGAGGAGGUGGGGGCUGUCCUACAGGAGUGGGCGUGGCUUGUGAGGGCAGGGUGCCACCACAGCACAGAGUGGUUCCUCUGCCUCCUGCUGGUGCCCAGGUGUGCUCCACCUGCCGCGCCCUUUGACCUGCCCUGUCGCAGCUUCUGCUCUGUGCUGCAAGACAGCUGCUGGGCAUCUCUGGAAAACGGGCGCCUCCCGGUGGAGUGUCACCACCUGCCCGAACGGGAGCAGGAGCCUGAGCGCCCGGCGUGUGCAUCCGUUAGUAACAGGAAAGGUAACCCUGCUGGAUUGGAAUGUAUCGGGUGUGAAGGAUACAUUUGGAAUCCAGUCACGUCUUGUCUUCCUUUAUCUGUCCGUCUGUUUGUUUUAUUGUUCUCCUUGUUUUGGAUGUUUGUUUGUAAUAUGUUUUUAAAAUCUAAAAAUCCUUUUGCCUACAUUACCCACAAUGCAACUGCAGCCUGUCAACCCUCUGGAGGAAGGCGUUGCAGAUUAGCAACGUUAAACCCUACCUACCUGGUUACUCCACACACGUAUUUCAUGAGCAUGUUUUAACUCAGAAGUACCUCUGAAGGACUUAGUUGUUCGUCUUUUAUCAGAACUUAUUUUGAGCCUGAGAGGGUUAAAACCCAACUGCUUUACUUGGCUAUUUCCUGAGAUGUCUCAGCUUUUCUCCUUUGAGGUGACAGACGAUUCUGGCUCUGUCAGCAGCAACCAGAAACCAGUCAGUUCCCUCGAGAAAAAAAAUCGAAGUAAUUUCUACAAUAAUAGCAUAAAAAUAUAGUUAAAAUAUAUAUUGUGGCUUCUUUGCCAUUGGCAUUAGGACAGAGAGAGAUGGACCUGAGGGGUCAAGGCUCCGGUUCGUAACACAAGCUGCAGAGCUCUUGGUGCACUGGUCCAUCUUCUUCUAUUCAACCCUCAUCUUUGGUGUUGAGAUCCAGAUUGUGACCAAAGGAAGACCUGUGGAUAGUUUUUUUUUUGAUUAUGCAAAUGACUAACUAGCAUGCAAACCAUAAUGAAUGCAUGAAUUUUCUGUGAGCGGACCUGAACAGUUCCUGUUGGGCUCUCAUUGGUAGAGAGGACUAUUCAGUGAUGUCUCUGCAGCAGAAACAUCGUAUUUGUGUGAUGACAGCAGUUCUGCAUGGUCUUAGAAGGUUGUCUGUGUUACAACCUUGGUCACAGCUUCUUUCUUCUCGUUUACAAUCUUAGUAAAUUUAGCAGCGUGGGUUACCAGGGUUACUCUCUGAAUGUCUAAGCAUGAAACCAGCGUUCCUGACAGGAAUCCAUCAGGUUUCAGUAGCUGGUUUUUCCGUUUGUUAUGGAAAGGUUUAGUUCCCUUAAACGAGAAGUGUUUUGCCACCUCACGAAGUCAUUUAUGUUCAGAUCAGCAAAGAAAACCUGAAAGUGAUUUUUUUCAAAAGGUUUCAUUUGUUGAGGAAUUGCGUGAGAAAGACGCUGACCCCUAAGUUUAAUAACUGGUUGCAACAAAUUGAGUGGAUUCAGUGGCGGGCGGUGCGUUCCACCCAGCUGGGCCUUCAGUGAUUUCCUAUUCAGUCCAAUCUAAAUUAACACACCUUAAAAUACCAUCAAUAGGACAUCACAGC
Molecule: messenger RNA, 2237 nt
Organism: Nothobranchius furzeri (turquoise killifish)
Lineage: Eukaryota; Metazoa; Chordata; Actinopteri; Cyprinodontiformes; Nothobranchiidae
Source: RefSeq, a predicted model, not a curated record